Molecule: messenger RNA, 3962 nt
Organism: Paramuricea clavata
Lineage: Eukaryota; Metazoa; Cnidaria; Anthozoa; Malacalcyonacea; Plexauridae
Source: the annotation of a GenBank genome assembly
AUGCCUAAAUGUUAUAAAAUUGUGUUUUUAGGGUCAAAAAAGGUUGGGAAAACUGCGAUUAUUGAACAGCUGGUUCACGGACAUCAUAAUAUAGGAUCUGUAAGUGAAACAACUCAACACAUUUUGCUUUAUUUUGGUAUAAAUGCAUUUUUACGCAGCUAUUUAAGAUUUGAAUCCAUAUGUUAGAUUGUUAAUCACGUACAGUACAAAGGUACAGCGGAUGGUCAGGGCUGCUGAGAGGGAGGGGGGAUGGUCAGGGCUGCUGAGAGGGGAGUGUGGGGGAACUUUGUAAAACACCAUUUAGCCCCUUUUACAAUCAUGAUGUCAUAGAGGGGGGGGGGGCCUAGGAAAGUUAUAAUAAAAUAACAAAACAAGGCAUUUGCUUCCUACUUUCAGAGUUUACAUCCAACCAUUGAAGAUAUUUACGAGGUGUUGAUAGAAAACGAUCAAAGCGUGAAAGAAAAAGUGAGAAUAUUUGAUACAGCUGGACUGGUAAGGGUAAUGAUAUUUUAAGUAUGUAUACAUAUUUUAACAUUAUGGAGGGGGGGGGCAUUGGGGGGUAUUCAAUACCGUAAUACCGCAAGCAAAUUUUGUCAAUUACCGGUUCCGCAGUUUUGAGUCCAAAAUUGCAAAUACCGUGUACCGCACGAUUUCCAAUAUCGUAAUACCGCAAUUUUUCAAGGAAAAUACCGAAAUACUGUAAGAAAAAUAAGCUAAUACCAACUGAUUGGAAAGAGGCUCUAGUAAAACCCCUUCUAAAAAAACCAGGACUAGCUGCUUUGUUCAACCAUCUGCGUCCGAUCAGUAACUUGCAGUUUAUCUCUAAACUAGUUGAGCGAGCAGUUUAUGAUCAGAUCUAUGACCAUUUGAUGUUGCAUGAUUUAUUCCCGGAGUAUCAGUCCGCAUACAGGCAAGGAUACAGUACUGAGACCGCCCUUCUGAAGGUCCAAAACGACAUACUUUUGAAUAUGGAUUGUCAGCAGGUUACCCUUCUUGUUCUUUUGGACCUUAGUGCAGCGUUCGAUACUGUCGAUCACCGCAUUUUAUUGCACCGAUUGGAAACAUCUUUUGGGAUUACAGGAACUGUGCGAAAGUGGUUUGAAUCCUACCUAUCUGGACGAUGUCAGCGAAUAGCAUUUAAAGAUGGAAUCUCUGACAUUUUUCCAUUAACGUGUGGCGUACCUCAGGGCUCAUGUUUGGGACCGCUGCUUUUUACCAUGUAUGCAAGUAAACUAUUUGAUGUUAUUAAAGAACAUUUACCAACUGCGCAUGCAUAUGCUGAUGACACGCAGCUUUAUUUGUCGUUUAAACCAGGGAACGGUGCGAGUGAGGAAGAGAGUAUCGCAGCGAUGGAGACAUGCAUUAAGGCAGUACGUACGUGGAUGACUAAGGACAAAUUGAAACUGAAUGAUAGUAAGACUGAGUUUUUGAUUAUCGGCACAAGGCAACAAUUAAAAAAAGUGAACAUUGUCUCGCUUCCUGUAGGCGAUGUCAACAUUACACCGGUAGCAUCUGCUAGGAAUUUGGGGACUGUGUUUGAUAGCAAUCUGUGUUUGGUACCCCAUAUCAACAAUACAUGUAGACAAGCAUUUUUCCACCUACAUAAUAUUCGCAGAAUUAGAAAAUAUCUCUCCGUUGACGCAACUAAAAUCUUAGUCCAUGCCUUUAUCAUGGGAAGAGUGGAUUAUUGUAACAGCCUUCUCUAUGGUCUUCCAGCAAAGUCUGUAAAUAAGUUACAACGUGUACAGAAUGCGGCAGCCCGGCUGGUUUCCGGUGCUUUUCGUUUCAAUCACAUUACUCCAGUUUUAUAUGAGCUCCAUUGGCUGCCUGUCAAGGAGAGAAUAAUCUUUAAGAUAUCUGUAUUGACUUUUAAAGCAAUACAUGGAUUAGCGCCAUCAUACAUAAGUGAAAUGGUAACAGUUAUGAUACCAAGUAGCUAUCAGCUGCGCAGAAAUAAGGAACUAUUGAUAGAGCCAGCUAAUAACAGAAAUACGAAGAAGACUUUAGGUGAUAGAGCUUUUAGUUUUGCAGCUCCUACAGUUUUUAAUGCCUUGCCGCAUUUUAUCAGACGAGAUAGUAAUUUUAAUAGCUUUAAGUCUUCAUUGAAAACAUAUCUUUUUCAAAUUGCAUAUUGUACAUAGAUUUAUCCGCUUAUUUUAGUAUAUGUAAAUAUUAUUACUAUUACUAUAUCUUUGUUACGCGCAUUUGAUCAUAUUCUCAUGUAAAUUUGCGCGAUAUAAAUAUUAAAUUAUUAUUAUUAUUAUACCGUAAAUCCCAAUAUCCCCUUCAUGAUGUCUUUGAACUAGUUUGCUACAGACUUUGAUGAAUAAACCAUUCAUAUACAAUGAUUUCGAAUCAAUAUUGUUUCAGGAAUCCAAUAAUUCUGAAUUGAGUAAACAUGUUGCGAUUGCUGACGUAAGUUAUAAAUAAGUUACAUCUCAUUAAUAGAGAGCUUAGUAAACAAGUAAUGUUUUUGUUUCAUGAAUGUGGGCUGGAAGUAAAUGGCACUAUGGCACUGUUCUAGAUAUGGCAACAGUUGUUCUUGUUUGAAAUCCCAAAUGAGAAACUGCAUUAACUGCCUUUUUUAUUUCCAGUAUGAUCACGAACUGCUUAAACGCCAUAAUUAACAAAUAAAUUAUACGUGUGAAUGUCCAUGUUGUCAAAACAUAUUUACACGAAUGAGUGAACUUUAUAUUCAGAAUAAUUUUUAAUAUAAUUUAUUUUUAAUUAUUUUUAAUAAUUUUAUUUUUUUUAUAAUUUUUUUUUCAGCCCUAAUUUUUUUCUUUUUUAUAAAUCAGGGCUUUGUGCUAGUGUACAGCAUCACAUCAAAGUCAUCCUUGACUGUCAUUGAAAAUGUUAAAAAGGAACUUGAGAAAAAGGGAAAGGAGGUUAGUUGUUCUUCUCAACAUAUAUUAACCCAUUGAGUGCAUUAGACUCUCCCCUAGAUGAGUAAAAUCGUCUGACGUUAGACAGAGUAAAAGAAUAAAGUAGGGCACAUUUGGAAGCAUUGCUGUUUAAUGGGUUAACAAGACACAUUAACAGAUUGUUUGGUUAACCCAUUAGAGUGCAAGACUCUCUCAUUGACGAAUAAAAUUGUCUGGCAUUAGACAAAAUAGAAGAAUGAAGUAGGGCACAUUGCUGCUUAAUGGGUUGACCCGAAGUGCCUGGCACAUUGAACUAAGUUUGGUAUUAGUCAUGAUGUCAGACAAUGUUUAGAGUGUCAACCCAACACCACCCCCUCCCACUUGAAAUGGCUAUAAGGAAUGCCACUGGUUGAGGUAUUUUUUAAUAAAAUGUAUUUUUAUUCAGUCCUGUCCACUGAUUGUGUUGGGAACUAAAACAGAUUUGUUAGAGGAGAGAGAAUGUGAUUAUAAAUCUGCUCUGAAAUGGGCAGACACUGAAAAAGGUUGGUUUUCUAAAUUCUGGUUUGCCUGAGUGAAUAACCCUUAGAGGUAACACAAUUUUCAAUACAUCAAAACAUUAGGUAUACACAAUGCAAUGUGGGUCAAUUAUGUAUAAAAGAUUAUUAAAUAGUUUGCUGUUUUAACCCAGAGUGGCAGCACUCUCCCCUUGACGAGUAACAUCGUCUGGUAUUAGACAGAGUAAAUUUAUAAUCAAGUACAUCUGGGUGCAUUGCCACAUGGGGGCCGGGUUAUAAACAAAUACAAUAUCUUAUAUUUUAUUUAGUAAAACUUUAUGAGAUAUGUGUUGGUGAUAGACAAGCAUUGAAAGAACCUCUCGUUUGGCUUGUCUCGCGAAUGGGAUGCCUGACAGGUACAUUUCAUUAAAUUUUAUUGACCAAUAUACCAUACAAUCCACCGUACAAUUUUACACUAUUUUCUGCUGUAAUUUCAGGCAAAAACUAUUUGACAACGGGUAAAUCAGAUGUCAAGAAAUUUCUGUCGAAGAAACGGCCAGGAAGUAGUAAAUCAUUGACGAAAGAGAACAGCAUCAGCGACUAA